Molecule: messenger RNA, 831 nt
Organism: Nematocida homosporus
Lineage: Eukaryota; Fungi; Microsporidia
Exons: 1
Coding region: 1-831 (276 amino acids)
Source: RefSeq, a predicted model, not a curated record
AUGCAAUUUAAGGUAAGAAGUCUUUCUAUUUUAUUCGCUAUACUAGCAUUGUCAAUGGCGAGUGCUUCUGCUCCCACUGAUGAGUCGUCUGUUGCCGGCACUAGUGCUAUUCCAGCCGAAACUGCAAUGACGCCCGAAGGCGCAAACCAUGAAGGCUCCAAUGGAGAUGUACGAAGAGAUGAAUCACCCGAAGAGGCGCCCCAAAGGGUUAGCGUAAAGAAAAGAAUAUCCUCGACAUUUACUCGCCUUACCUCUUGUGUAAGAAAACAGCCCAGAGCAGCUAUAAAUCCUCAGGAUGAACAAGAAGAUGGUCCCUAUAGCCCCACUACUGAUUCUUCUCAACCAGACAAUUUACAGUCUCAAACUUCCCAAGAUGGGACCGAGUCUCCCGUUGAUUGUUCUACGGGGCCAGUUAAACCACCCAGAACACAACCACCUGCCAAUGCUAAUCUCACUUCUCAGGCCACCCAUAUUUUACAAGAAGGAUAUGACGGUGAAGAUGAAUCUACUGGGCCUUCCAGGCAACAGAACAAUCCCUUAUAUGCUACUAUCAUUCCCAAACACGCUCGUGUUAAUGGAGGAGAAGGUGUUGCCCAGCCGAUGUCCGCUAUAAACCAACACUACAAUCCCAAUUUAAAUGGCACAGCCCAGCAUGCCCCCCAAGGCUCAUCCACUCCCUUUGAUAGUGACGAUGAAACGAGUGAUUAUACAGUCACUGCACCAACCAUCCAAGGGCAGACUCCUAGCGAACGUACCUCCCAAAUUCCUAAGCCAACCACCACCCGCCCUGCUUCUCAAGCACCACCAGUAUACUCACGGCAACCAGAGUAA